This is a messenger RNA of Clunio marinus, 1812 nucleotides long. NCBI's taxonomy places the organism in Eukaryota, Metazoa, Arthropoda, Insecta, Diptera, Chironomidae. The record is from the annotation of a GenBank genome assembly.
AUGCUAGUGGAAGCUUUCAAAUCAAUUAAUUUGUCGACAACUAUUCAGGUCAGCGAUUUAAUGGUUAAUGUCGUAGAGGCUCUACAAGAAUUUUGGCAAAUGAAGCAGGCUCGUGGUGCUGAUCUCAAAAACGGCGCCUUAGUCAUUUACGAGUCAGUUCCAUCAACAAGUCAGCCCUAUGUUUGUUAUGUUACGUUGCCUGGUGGAAGUUGUUUCGGAAGCUUUCAGAAUUGUCCAACGAAAGCUGAAGCAAGAAGAAGCGCAGCAAAAAUCGCUCUAAUGAAUUCAGUUUUCAACGAACAUCCAUCAAGAAAAAUUAGCGAUGAUUUCAUUGAAAAAGCAGUGAAUGAAGCAAGAGCAUCGUUUAAAGGUGAUACAAACACUGACGAAGAUGGACCUGAUACCGGAAUCGGAGCUUUCAGAUUCAUGUUGGAAUCAAACAAGGGUCGAACAAUGCUUGAAUUUCAAGAGCUAAUGACGGUUUUCCAACUUUUACAUUGGAACGGUUCGUUAAAAGCGAUGCGAGAAAGGCAGUGUUCACGUCAAGAAGUUGUCGCUCACUAUUCUAAUAGAUCUCUCGACGAUGAUAUGCGUACUCAGAUGGCUCUCGAUUGGAUAGCUCGUGAACAAGAGAAUCCCGGUAUGUUGGGUCGUGAAUUAUCCGUCGCUGAGAGAGAAUUAGAGACUGCAAGACUUGCUGGUCGCGAAUUGAGAUUCCCGAAAGAAAAGAAGGAUAUUCUGAUGCUUGCUCACACACAGAUGGGUGCAGGCAACAACACAAUGAACAGUUGAACUGUUCGAAGUACAUUACAUGCCAUGUUUAAAUUUUAAAUUGCAUUUAAAAUGUAACACAAAUUAAGUUUUAAGUUUACACAAACGCACACAACACACACGAACAAUUUAGAUUUAAAUUUUAAAGUAGAUAUCAUGUCUUCAUAGAAAUUGACAGAAGAAUGUUGAGUUGCAUCAUCAGUACAUUCUAUACAGAAAUUAUUCUUCAAUCAAUCGAGUCAGAGGGUAAUUCAUGGAUAUAAAUACUGUGAGAAUGACGUUAAAAUAUUUAGAAGCGCUAACAGCCAUUUCGUUCUUCUAAUUCGGCAAAAAGUUGGCAGAAAGCAAGAAAAUUACAAAAACUCUAUCAAAAUGAACAAGAUAACUUCGCUAAACAUGAUGAAUUACCCAAUGAUUUGUUAUUAUUCAAGAGAAAAUGAAACAACAGAAAAAAACUAAUUGGAAAGCUCAAGUUAUUGUGAUUACAAAAGUAGAAACCUUUUAUUAUAUCUAUCAAUAUAUUUAGUGAUUAUAAUUUUAAGGACUUUCAUUUUCGAUUGAAAAUUUUGUUUUUAAAAAUAUCUUUUCAUUAAGUCACUUUUUUAUUAUUUUGGUGGCGGUAACUUUCAUUCUAAUUUCUCAAAUUUUCAUCUGACUAAAUUCCUUAACUCCUUGCUUCAACACAACAAAAACGAGCUUUGUAAAUAAUGAAAGCUGAUGCAACAGCUCUCUAAUUCUUAAAUUAAUUAAACUAAAAUCGAUACUAAAGCAUUUUGGCCAAAAUUUUUCUUGAAAAUUAUUUUUUUUAAUAUAAAUUUAAUCGAGAAAGUUAUAAAUUGUGAUUUAAAAUUUGAGUAUAAUUAUGAAAAUAAGCAAAGCCUUACGAGGUGGCAUUUUUAGCUAAAUUUAAAAAUUUGAGAUAUUUCUCUUUUUUUCAACUUAACAUAGACAAACAGUGACUUAAAUGUACAACAACAACAAAUAUCUGAAACUUUGUAAAUGAAAUUCUUAUUUUCAUCAUUUCGAAAUGCAUCGCAGAAU